Molecule: messenger RNA, 1163 nt
Organism: Biomphalaria glabrata
Lineage: Eukaryota; Metazoa; Mollusca; Gastropoda; Planorbidae
Exons: 5
Coding region: 215-982 (255 amino acids)
Source: RefSeq, a predicted model, not a curated record
CUCUUGUUUCUUGUGUUACAUCCUAUCUGUCGUGAUUGGACAGAACCAGAGCUAAACUCUUUGUUUCUUCUUAUAAUGUCUUUCUACAAAACGUGGGUCUAUGUCGGUAUUGGCAAUGUUAUAUUGCAAUGGUGCUCUAUAGAGUUGUAUCGGACUCAGUUGUAGUGAACUAAAAGUGUUUGGAUAGUUCUGUCAACAGUUCUUCUACUUCACAAUGCCGCUCAUUCAGUUGCAGUGUUCUUAUUUCAGUCUACUUUAUGUGUUGGCAAGUGUACACAGCCUCCCCAAUACUAAAAAUAUGUGCAUGCAACCAGACCCAGAGUUGGCGAGCCUAGAUGCUUCAUGUCGUCAAGACUCGGACUGUGUGACCAAGUAUUGUAGCGACCAAAUCUGUGCAUGUCCAAGUAAUCACUACUUUGAUAACUGCCAACUCUCUUGUCAAGAAGAAAAUGAUGAAGCUGAUCAGAUAAUGGCCAUGAAGGCUGGUACCACUGCCAUUGGAACUUUUCUUCUUAUUGUUGUCUUAGUUGUGAUCAUGAUCAAAGAGAGGUCAAGGGAUGCUACUCCAAAAACAAGCAAAACCAAAACUAAACAAGCCUCCAAGAAAAGUGUCGCCAAUGGCAAGACUUCAAAUUCUACAGCCAUGAAACCGAAGCCUUACACAGCAGCCCUCACACCAAAGCCUAACACAGCAGCCUUCAAACCAAAGUCUAACACAGAAGCCAUGACAAAGAACUUUCACGCAGUAAACAUGACACCAAAACCUCCAUACAAAGUCACUCAAUCUACUGGUCAGACGUAUCCAAUAAAGUCACCGACGUUGGCUGUGGUACCGCCUGACGAGACAAGGUUCACAACGAACAAUCCUAUCUACACUAUUGCCUACAGUAAUACUGACAUUCAUGUGUAUAACACAGCCUAUGAAAAUGUUGCCUUUGCUGCGAGUUCCGAUAACAUCUACGAAACCAGCACAAGAUUGUAAUUGAUAUUGACCUUACGAUACCAGACAUGAACUAUUUCUGGUUGUUUUUUUUCUUUUGGUCAAAUAAUUAUAGCGGAAAAUAUAUGAAAUGCAAGCAUAAGUUCAAAUAUACUAGUAUUAAUUUGAUUUUUUAAAUAUAUUUUUUACCAUUUAGUUUUAUUAAAUGGGCUUAAAGCUCAAA